Chanos chanos (milkfish) is the source of this 246-nucleotide messenger RNA. Its product is annotated as probable pancreatic secretory proteinase inhibitor. The coding region runs from base 1 to 246 and encodes 81 amino acids. Gene Ontology annotation, molecular function: protein binding; serine-type endopeptidase inhibitor activity. NCBI's taxonomy places the organism in Eukaryota, Metazoa, Chordata, Actinopteri, Gonorynchiformes, Chanidae. The transcript is spliced from 4 exons. The record is from RefSeq and is a predicted model, not a curated record.
AUGACUGGAACUCUGCUGCUACUGAUCUGCCUUGCUGUCUUCACUGCAGAUGCCGAGGACAAAUCAAGGACGGCCGCUUACAGGAGGCCCUCGUGUGCUGGUAUGAGUGCAACACAGGCUUGUCCCCUAAACUACUCUCCUGUAUGUGGGAACGAUGGCAUCACUUAUCCCAACGAGUGUGCACUCUGUGUACACAAACUGGCGACCAGUGCAGAUAUCUUGAUUGUGAAAGAUGGACCAUGUUGA